GACGAAAUGAUCAAACAAGCAUGGUACUGUACAACAAAAGAAACUACUUUUUCAAUCGAUUAUAGUUUAUCAUACGAUAUCUUAUUUCCUAUCGAGUGAGCAGACGUUCCUUGACGUUUUAAAGCAAGUAUAAACGUCGGCAAAAGCUGAAAUUCUUUGGAAGAAACAGUAAUGGCGCAACGCUCCAUCGAUUUAUUUUCCAUUUUGGAUAGUAAAGCUGAUAUCGGUGAUGGCAUGUUGGACGAAUCAUCAUGUAAUCCGCCAACAUCUUGUGAAAAUGGCAGUUCGACAAUCGGAUUGGCAAGAGAAGAAACCUUACCAAAUCAAGCGUCCCAUGAGCUUGAAACUUCAGUAACGUUGCCAAGUUUAACAAAGGAUAGCAGGAUUAAUAUUGUACCUGAAGAAUCAAAUUUGGCACAAGAAGAAAUUAUAUCUCAUAUGGCAAAUUGUUCUGAAGAAGUUUUCCAGAGAAUCCAGCAUCGAGAUGAGCCACCACUUUCUAUUCAGCAGAAAAAGGAAAUUGUAACAUCAUUGCUCAACUCCAGUCCUUCAAAUUUUCUUUUCAGAUUUGGAAAAUUCUUGGAACCAAGACAUUUAAAUUACUUUCAUCAAUAUCUCAAUAACUAUGAAGUUUCUUAUUAUCUCCAACAGUUGGGAAAAGAAACUAAGGCCCAGGAAAUUUGUGUCAAAAAUCGCCGUUUUCAUGCAAUGAACGAACUGAUAAAAGAAGGAAAAUACUUCAGCAUGGAAGAGAUGAGAAAAAGAAACCCAAUCCUCUUUCAUGAACUUGUUGAGAAAUACAUGACACCUGAAGAAAAGAGGUCUUUGGAACAAGAGCAGCCAAAACUAUGUAAUCUAUCUACAAUGUUCAUGGCUCACAUAGAUGGAGAUCAAACAUGCUCCAAAAGAAGGAAUGAACAACUAGCCAAUCAGUCAGCCUGGGAUGAAGCUUCAGCUCAUGAUGAAGAGGAACAAGAUGAAGAUGUAGAUCAAAAUGAAAAGGAGUUCUUUCGCGAUGAAUUUAUAUCAGGUAUGUACAGCAGCUUUCUUCAAGGGCACGAUGAAGAAUUCGACUACAGCAAAAUCGAUGCUUCGAAUCAUAACGACAUAAUUUCUGAAAGAGACGAAGAAGAAAGAUAUUUCGACAAUGACUAAAAUUUAACAAUUUGGAAUUUAAUAUCUUGUAAUAAAAUGGUCUUUAAGUUAUCACAUACUCUGCUCCAAAAUGGCCUCAGGCCAUGACCCAGGCCAUUGGCCUGUUGUCUGUUGUCUGUGUUAGUGUUGUAUAACUUGUCCCUUUUACCUGUGAGGGGUCAUUAAGCAGUACCAUACCUGAAACAUAAAAAUUUUUGGAUCAGGACAAAAUGUUGUUAACACUAUAGGAGUAAACAGAUCUUUGCCUGAUA
Daphnia magna is the source of this 1406-nucleotide messenger RNA. Its product is annotated as coiled-coil domain-containing protein 97. Bases 172 to 1155 code for a protein of 327 amino acids. Lineage: Eukaryota; Metazoa; Arthropoda; Branchiopoda; Diplostraca; Daphniidae. The record is from RefSeq and is a predicted model, not a curated record. The transcript is spliced from 3 exons.